AUGUCAUCAAUCGAAGGCCUCGCAUCGGAGAAGUCGACAUUCCUGGCUUCAAAUUUGGCGGUGCGUGCCGCUGAUCAGGCCUAUUUUGGUGGACACGAGGUUUACACAAACGUCUCGCCUUCCACAUCUAAGGGUGGGCCUCAUGGCCAUGGAGGCCCGCAUAGCCAUGGAGGUCACCCUCACGGUCACCAAAAAGGACAUGGUAAGUUAAAGGUUUUGUCUUUUCUUGUGACAGAUAAACUCUAA
Molecule: messenger RNA, 246 nt
Organism: Strongylus vulgaris
Lineage: Eukaryota; Metazoa; Nematoda; Chromadorea; Rhabditida; Strongylidae
Source: the annotation of a GenBank genome assembly